GCGUCAGUGCCCUCUGGUGGACAAACGUGAUCGGCGAUGGCAACAUAUUCGCAAUAAGCCGAUACCAGCAGAUACGGGCUGAUGUAUCGGUGCAGCUCUAAUGUUUUCAGGGCUGCCUGAAUAACUAUUAGUGAAACUCAGUGCAUCGGUUUAUUUUGUUCAGAGGAUACAGGUGGAUCAAAGAAGAAACCCCGACAUAAAAACAAAUAACUUCUUGAACAUUCUUUCUCCAGGUUUGUGAAAUUAUAGAAAGGUGUGGUGGCUUUACGGAGGCCGAAGCCCGCUCACAACAAACAGAGCGAGAGGUGAAACUCUGGGAUUCCUGAACGUCAAUACUGAUGUGUGUUCAGCGGUGGUUUGGCCUUUCCCAGAGUUCAUCGACCCCGAGGCGGACCUCAGAGGACCAGAUCAGGUUCACACUGAGUACUCUUCCACAUCACAGAAACCACCCUGACAAGCGGCAGCAGAGGAGAACGAACAGCAGAGACUGAAGACCAACCAAAACUUCACAUCCACCUCCUAAUCUGAGCUGACGGCGUUCCACGUGUGCGUGUGGAGACAUAAAGCAGCAUGGCGGUGGGCCUGCAGGUUGUGGGUCUGGUCCUGGGGGUGGUGUCGUGGUGUCUGCAGUCCAGCUGUACGUCCUCUCAGGUGUGGAAGGUGAGGAGUCAGGCGGAGUCGCUCAGCAGCAGCCAGUGGCAGUUCGAAGGUCUGUGGAUGAGCUGCGCUGCCACCUCGCUGGGGUCGGUCCAGUGCAGCAGGUUCAAGACGGUGCUGGGUCUGCCGGCUCACCUGCAGACCUGCAGGGCCCUGAUGAUCCUGUCCCUGCUGGUCGGUCUGGCCUCCAUCAUCGUCUCCGUGCUGGGACUCAAGUGCACCAAGAUCGGCAGAACCUCGGAGCACGUCAAAGAGCAGAUCGCCCUGAGCGGGGGAAUCACGUUCAUCCUGUCUGGUGUCUUCAGCCUGACGGCGGUGUCCUGGUACGCUGCCAGAGUCAUCCAGGACUUCUACGACCCGCUCUACGGCGGCGUCAGGUUCGAGCUGGGUACCGGUCUGUAUCUGGGCUGGGCGGCCUCCUUUCUGGCCAUACUGGGAGGAUCUAUGCUCUGCUGCUCCUGCAGGAAGACCUCCCCCGUCCCCCCUGCACGGCAGUUCUCGUACAACUACUCCACGACCAGCCGAGGACAGAGCAUCUACAGAGCAGCUCCGCCCUCCGACGACAGCAGCUCCAAAGCUUACGUCUGAACCUGCCCAACGCCGCAGCCUCCCGUCUGGUCCACCGUCACAGCGCGGACGCGGGCGGCUGGACACCGAAACACCACAGUCCGACUCGGGAUCACGUCGGAGUCUC
Molecule: messenger RNA, 1351 nt
Organism: Xiphias gladius (swordfish)
Lineage: Eukaryota; Metazoa; Chordata; Actinopteri; Istiophoriformes; Xiphiidae
Gene: cldn15lb
Product: claudin 15-like b
Exons: 6
Coding region: 571-1245 (224 amino acids)
Biological process (GO): bicellular tight junction assembly; cell adhesion
Cellular component (GO): bicellular tight junction; plasma membrane
Molecular function (GO): structural molecule activity
Source: RefSeq, a predicted model, not a curated record